AUGGAGCUGUACGGGGACCAGCCGGAGGCGGAAUGGGGUCAGGGAACGGGUCUGGAAGAAUCGAUGCGGAGGUUGAAUCUGUGGAGCAGGGAAGUGUACCCGGAAAGGCCGGGUCAACCCGACUGUGCCUAUUAUAUGCGGACCGGGUCGUGUGGGUACGGCGUCAAGUGCCGGUACAAUCACCCUCGUGAUCGCAGCAUCUCUUUGGGAGGUGGCGAGUAUCCCGAGCGAGUAGGGGAGCCUCCAUGCCAGUAUUACUUAAGAACUGGGACCUGCAAAUUUGGUCCUUCCUGCAAGUUCAACCAUCCGAAAAAUGCCGGAGGAUCGUUAGCUAGUGCACCUCUGAAUAUUUAUGGAUACCCAUUACGGCCGGGUGAGAAAGAGUGCUCCUACUAUUUGAAAACGGGGCAAUGCAAGUUCGGGUUGACCUGUAAAUUUGACCAUCCUCAACUGGACGGCACGUCAUCUGUGUCGGCAUCUGCACGUCCAUUUUAUCCGACCGUGCAGCCUCUUUCUUCUCCUUCUCCUUCUCCCGAGCAGUAUGAAGGCGGCUCGACGGGGUAUAGUGUGGUGAGGCCGCCGUUGGUGCCUGGAUCAUACGUGGCCGGUGCGUAUGGUCCCAUGCUGCUCCCUGGGGUUGUUCCCUUUCCCAACUGGGGUCCUUAUUCGGGACCAGUGAGCCCUGCACCAUCACCCGGUGCUCAACCCUCAGGUGGAGCAACUUCGGUGUAUGGUCUGUCACAGAUAGGUUCGCCUGCACCUGCAUUCACUGGAACAUAUCCCCAGUUGGCCUCAUCGGAUGGCCCUUCGGGCAGCCUGAUAAAGGAACAGAAGUUUCCUGAAAGGCCUGGCCAGCCUGACUCCCAGUGGGCUUACCUCUUCGUCCGGGCGAGCAGGCUUGCUCUUUUUAUCUACAAAAAGGUUACUGCAAGUUUGGACGUGCGUGCAAAUUCGAUCACCCGAUGCCAACUGCAGGUUACAAUCCAGCAUCUUCUUAUGCUGAAAUGCCGGGAUAAUUGCAUUGCAAGGCCCUACAUGGAUCCGGACUCAACCGGGUCAGACUAUCUGAAGGUCCGUUUGAUGGUUAAACGACAAACCGGGUCUUCAGUCGAAGCUCAACGAAAUAAAAAGAUAAGGAAAGAUCGAUCUUCCAUACUCUGA
Molecule: messenger RNA, 1161 nt
Organism: Striga hermonthica
Lineage: Eukaryota; Viridiplantae; Streptophyta; Magnoliopsida; Lamiales; Orobanchaceae
Source: the annotation of a GenBank genome assembly